Messenger RNA from Tribolium castaneum (red flour beetle), 1952 nucleotides. RefSeq names its product parvin (gene parvin). Gene Ontology annotation, cellular component: cytoplasm; ribosome; actin cytoskeleton. The record is from RefSeq and is a predicted model, not a curated record. Lineage: Eukaryota; Metazoa; Arthropoda; Insecta; Coleoptera; Tenebrionidae. The transcript is spliced from 7 exons. Bases 52 to 1728 code for a protein of 558 amino acids. Gene Ontology annotation, molecular function: structural constituent of ribosome; actin binding. Gene Ontology annotation, biological process: cell projection assembly; translation; establishment or maintenance of cell polarity.
ACACUAUUCUAAUAAAACAGUGUUGAAUUCAUUGUUUUUAAACACAAGAAGAUGGAAGAAUUUAUAGAAAAGCCACCUUGCCAAAUUUUAUAUCGACAAUCUUCGUUGGAAACUCGCUUAUCUCCCGUUCACUUGUCUGAAGAAUCAUCCGAAUCAAGUGAUGAGGAAGUGGAAAAUGUUAACACCACACCCAAAAUAGUGAACGUUAAAAUAAAAACACCAGUAGAAAAAUGCAACGAAAACGAGGAGGAAAAAUUAACAGCGGUAUAUUUAAUGAAAAGCAUCACACCACCAAAACAACAAACUCCCCAAGAGAAAUGUCAAAGUGAGUUGGAAAUGGCGACACUUCGGCCUAAAUCACCCAGGCCUGUGGGGCCCAAAAACGAUAAGGAGGAGUCGAUUUGGGACAAGCUUGGUACACUUGGGCGCAAGAAACGCAUCAAGGAAGUGCAAGAAGUGCAAGCUGAGGGCAAAUAUGCGAUUGAUUCUCCGGGGCAUCCCACAAACCCUAUCACACCGCCAGAAGAGUACGAUUUGGAGGACAAUGAGGAGCGCUGCAUGGUGGAGCCCCGGUCGUACGACGACCCCAAAUUCAGGGAACUUUCCCAAGUACUGAUCGACUGGAUCAAUGACGAAUUGGCCUCACAGCGAAUCAUUGUGCAAGACCUAGCUGAGGACUUGUAUGAUGGGCAAGUGUUGCAAAAACUUCUCGAAAAGCUAACAAAUGACAAACUCGACGUUCCCGAAGUCACCCAGUCUGAAGAAGGCCAAAAGCAGAAACUUUCGGUCGUUUUGGCACAUUUCAACCAGGUUUUGGGGGUGCAGCGUUUGGGGCACAAGAAAUGGAGUGUGGAGGCUAUUCAUUCAAAAAAUAUCGUCCCAAUUUUGCAUUUAUUGGUCGCUUUGGCGCGACAUUUCAGACCACCAGUUCGUCUUCCUGAACAUGUCUCUGUCACAGUUGUGGUGGUCCAGAAAGUGGGGGGCCAAUUGAGUCACAGAAUUGUUAAAGAAAGCAUUACCACUGCCUAUGAUGAUGUCGGGAUGAGGUGUGAGAGGGAUGCGUUUGAUACGUUGUUUGAUCAUGCCCCCGAUAAACUCCAAGUUGUAAAAAAGAGUCUCGUAACAUUCGUCAACAAACACUUGAACAAAAUCAAUUUGGAAGUGAGUGAUCUUGAAACUCAAUUCCAUGAUGGGGUCUAUUUAAUUAUGUUGAUGGGUCUUUUGGAGGGAUUUUUUGUACCUUUGUACAGCUUCCAUCCUACUCCAAGGGAUUUUGAGCAAAAAGUUCACAACGUCUCGUUCGCUUUUGAACUCAUGGAAGAAGUUGGGUUGAAAAGACCAAAAGCACGACCUGAAGGUACUUCCGUUAGGUUCGCAAGUAAAAAAACCGGGGGAAGUACCCAAAAUACGCACACGAAAGUGCGCCCCAAACAUCGCGGCUGGAAAGUGCAGGAUGGGCACAGGGUUGAGGCUGGUUCCAUUUUAGCGACUCAACGCAAUUUACGUUUUCAUCCCGGGUUAAAUGUGGGUUUUGGCCGCAAUGGCACUUUAUUUGCUAUAGUUCCAGGCCGUGUUGUGGUAACUUGUGAAAAAGUUGAUCUUAAUUGGACUCAUACUUGGGUGCAGCGGUGUCACGGUUUGAGACAAGACAAGGAGUUUUAUAAGAAAUAUUUCAAUAUUUUGCCGGACAAGCAGCAUCAAAAUUUUAAACUAAUUGAUCAAAUUUGAUUGUGUAGUUAAUAGAUAAUGAAAUAAAACAGUGUCUUAGGCAUCUAUCCAAUUUAUUGUUAUGUAAGAUAUUUUUUCGUUUUGUGAGGUUGCUAAGACUGCGCGUUUUUUCACAGCAGUUGCUAGUCGUCCGAAAGACACGAUUUCGCUCGAAUGCAUAACAUCAUCAGGGUUAUCAAUACAAUGGACUAUGAAAAUAGCAUGAUAUGCAAUUGGGUCUCCUA